AUGUUAAGGAGCAUUAUCAAUAUCAUAUAAGAGGGUUAAGAGGAGUCUAAAGAUGCAACCACACUGACAUUAAAUUCAUUCGCAGCCAUUUUUAUUUUGAUAAGCUACUUCGUGAAUUACCAUCUUACAAAUCAAAGACUUUUGUAAUUAAUGAUCAUUUAGAUCAUUAUAGUAUUGCAAUUUGAAAUUUCAUUUUAUGACAACCAUCAAUAUUUAUCUUUUAGCAUAAUCGUAUACCUAAUUUCACUCUAGCAGUAUCUCAAUAAACAAAGGAAUUGUUUUCAUUAUUUAAGUCACAUCGUAUUGAUAUAUGUUGUUACCAGAUUCCUAACACAAAGAUUUAAUGAUCUUGUUAUAUGGGAGAUCAUACUAGUGUUAAUAUGGCAGCCAUUCAAUCAUUAUUUAUUACAUUUGCUGAGACGAAUAAAAUAUCAAAAAAAGGAAGAGUUAAAUUCACAGAUCCAAUUCCAUACUCUCUCAACACCCUAAGCAUAAAACACUGAGAGACCCGAAGAGCAACCUACAAAAGGUAAUCUUGCUGAAGAUUUUUUUGAUUGUAUUCCGGAGGGAUUGGUUAUUCUGGAUGAAUUUCAUAAGAUCGUCAGACACAAUUCAAAAAUAUUGCAUUAUUUGAAUAUAACAGACCCACUUUAGAUUCCAUCAGCUCUGGAUGGGCUGUUUAGAAUAGCUCAAAAAAAUAGAAGUCCUUAAAAGGAGAAAAAGAAGCCAGUUCCCUUGAAGCAAAUCAAACAAAGGAUGGAUAUACAAUCUUAUUAUACCAGUUCUCUUGGAACUUCGUUGAAAAAGUAGUUCUGGAUGUCUGAUAAAGAUCAAUAUAAUUUUAGUCUGCAAAAAGGAGAUUCCAUUACUUACCCUUUCCUUUAAUCCAUACUCAAUGAAUUCAAGCAAUAGAAUUUGAAUGAAAAUAUGACCAUAACUUCAGAGUGUAAUAGCAUAGUAAAAUACUAAAUAUCAUAAGAAAACUCAGUCAAAUAAAGACACCUUUAAAUCAAAAUUUAUGAUAUUAAAAUGACUUCAUAUUCAACUACUCCAGUAUUUUUAUUUAUUGUCGAAAAUAUAACCAAUAAGGAACAACUCAAAUUAUUAACGAAUAGAUUUAAAUUCCAAUAAGCAUUGUUGAACUCCUUCAGUCACGAGUUGAGAACCCCUCUAAAUUGCACUUUAACUUUAUUAUAAGCACUCAAAAGUAAAUUGAAAAAUGAAGAACUGAAUGAUGAAUACUUGAAUCCUUCAAUAGUCUCAAGUCAAAGAUUGCUGUACCAAAUCAAUGACAUCUUGGAUUAUGCCUAAUUGGAAUGCCAAGAUUUUUAAAUCAACAUUACUGAAUUUAGAGUUGGCGAAGUAUUUUAGACCUUAAAAGACUUCUUUGAAUAAGAGUGCAAACAAAAACAAAUCGAAUUGAUUAUUGAGAAUGAAAGCUUAAUAUCCAUUCGAAGUGACAAGGAUAGAAUUACUUAGGUUUUAAUCAAUCUCAUUAACAAUUCAAUUAAAUUCACAUCUUAAGGAGGAAGAAUUGUGAUCAGUUUUAAAAAGAGAGACAAUAUGUAUUAAUUCACUGUCUGGGACAACGGUUAAGGGAUAUCUAGUUUAACUUUGGCCAACAUCUUUGAAUCCCAGAAAAAUAUGUAUGCCAGUGUUAAAUUCUUAGAAAAUACUUCUAAUUCAAAUAAGUUGGGACUCGGAUUAAAAGUGAGCAGAGGUAUCGCUAGGAAUCUCUGUUAAAAUGGAGAUCUCAUUAUUAAAAGUUAAAAGGGUAGUUAUACAUCAAUUAACUUUUAUGUUGAAGAUCAACUCGUUAAAGUGAAUGAAGAUAUCACAGAAUAAGAAUCCAUCAUGAGAUUUGGAAGUAAGAACACUGUUCAUAAAUGUGAAUGUCCCUAAAUACUGAUUGUUGAUGAUGUGCCCUUUAAUCAUAUUGCCUUGAUUGCCAUUUUGAGCAAUUUUGGAAUCAAAUCAGAGAGUGCUUACGAUGGAGCACAAGCAAUAGAAAAAGUGAACGUUAGAUUAAAAAACAAGGAAUGUUGUAAAUCAUAUCGGAUCAUAUUUAUGGAUAUUGAAAUGCCUGGCAAAAAUGGAUUUUAAACUUCAGCAGAAAUAGUUGAAAUUUUGAAGCAAUCCAAUUCCCAGUCAGUUAUAGUGAUGUGUUCUGCUUAUACAGGAGAAGCAAAUGUGGAAUAAGCUCGGCAAUGUGGAAUGAAAGAAAUAAUACCUAAGCCAAUAGCUCUCAAUAGUCUAUAACUAUUAAUAUCUAAGUAUUUUUAAUCAUUAUCUUGA
Paramecium tetraurelia is the source of this 2295-nucleotide messenger RNA. RefSeq lists its product as uncharacterized. Lineage: Eukaryota; Ciliophora; Oligohymenophorea; Peniculida; Parameciidae. Gene Ontology annotation, molecular function: phosphorelay sensor kinase activity. The transcript has 3 exons. The record is from RefSeq and is a predicted model, not a curated record. Gene Ontology annotation, biological process: phosphorelay signal transduction system.